GUCCUUCCUAGGAAAUGAUCUGUAACAACGUGGGAGACCUGCUGAGCUCUUCUUUCUCGCCAUCUUUAAAGUAUCUCUGCUGAGGAUGAUGAGCAGUUUUCGCAUGGAGGAGGGGUGGGUUUGUCCUGUGGCCCCCCCCAAUCCAAUCCAAUCCAAUCCAGUGGAGGAUUCAAUUGCAGGAGCAGCGGCAGGGGAGGGACACAUGUACUGCCAAGCCAACGGGAUACCCACACACACACACACACACACACGCGCGCGCGCGCGCACUCACGCACACACACGCACUCGUGCACGCUAGCGAGCAGUUGAAGCUGCAAGAGAAAAAGCGCAGCAGAAGCUUGAAGGCGACCGGAGUGCGAGGACUACCGAGCGGACACUUGGGACGCUACUUUUUCUUCACUUUAAGAGCAGAAGAAGAAGAAGAUUGAUCACAGAACAACGACUCUCUCUUUCCAAGGAUGAGGCAGUAUCAAGGUUGGAGGACGGGCUUCCUGCUGCUGCUGUUGGUGUUUCUUCAGGGGGCUGUGCCGCAAAAGCUUCCCACGCGAGAUGAAGGACUUUUCCAGAUGCAGAUCCGAGACAAGUCGCUGUUCCACGACUCCUCCGUCAUCCCCGAUGGAGCCGAGAUCAGCGGCUACCUCUUCAGGGAUACGCCCAAAAGGUACUACUUUGUGGUGGAAGAAGACAACACGCCUCUGUCGGUGACGGUGACGCCGUGUGACGCUCCUCUGGAGUGGAAGCUGACGCUGCAGGAGCUUCCUGAAGAAGCCAGUGGAGAAGCUUCAGGCGAGCCCGAGCCGUUGGACCAACAGAAGCAGCAGGUGACGGUGGACGAGGGGACGGAGCUCUUCAGCUACAAGGGCAACGACGUGGAGUCCUACGUGGCCACCAGCACGCCGUCCGGCCUCUACCAACUGGAGCUGCUGUCCACAGAGAAGGACAGCAACUUCAAAGCGUACGCCAGCACCACGCCGGAGUCGGACCAGCCCUACCCGGAGCUGCCCUACGACCCUCGCGUGGAUGUCACCGCUCUGGGCCGCACCACCGUCACCCUGGCCUGGAAGCCCACGCCCACCGGCUUCCUGAUGGGCCAGCCCGUCCAGUACUGCGUGGUGAUCAACAAGGAGCACAACUUCAAGAGCAUGUGCGCCGCCGAGGCCAAGCUGAGCGCCGACGACGCCUUCAUGCUGGCGCCGAAGCCCGGCAGAGACUUUAGCCCGUUUGACUUCGCCCGCUUUGGCUUUGUGCCGCCCGACGGCACGGGCAAGGACCGAGGCCUCGCCAGCAACAAGAUCUCACGGGCGUACGCCGUCAAGCCCAAAGCGUCGGACAUCCAGAAGGUGUGCAUCGGCAACAAGAACAUUUUCACCGUGUCCGAGCUGAAACCUGACACACAGUACUACUUUGACGUCUUUGCCGUCAAUUCCGCCACCAACACCAGCACCGCCUACGUGGGCACCUUCGCCCGCACCAAAGAAGAAGCCCGCCAGAAGACGGCGGAGCUGAAGGAUGGCAAAGUAUCCGAUGUCUUCAUCAAAAGGAAAGGUAGCAAGUUCCUGCGCUUCGCUCCCGUGUCCUCGCACCAGAGGGUGACGCUCUUUGUGCACGCCUGCCUGGACGGCGUGCAGGUGCAGGUGAGACGAGACGGCAAGCUGCUGCUCUCCCAGAACGUGGAAGGCGUGCGGCAGUUCCAGCUGCGAGGAAAGCCCAAGGCCAAGUACCUGAUCCGUUUGCGCGGCAGCCGCAAGGGCGCCUCCACCCUGAAGGUCCUGGCCACCACACGGCCCGGCAGCAAGCAGCCCUUCCCGUCCCUGCCGGAGGACACGCGCAUCAAGGCCUUCGACAAGCUGCGCACCUGCUCCUCCGUCACCGUGGCCUGGCUGGGCACGCAGGACCGCAACAAGUACUGCGUCUACCGCAGGGAGGUGGCCGACAACUACGGCGAGGAGCAGCGGCGGCGGGAGCAGAACCGCUGCGCCGGGCCCGAGACCCGUCGCAAGACGGAGAAGGUGGUGUGCAAGUACUUCCACAGCCCCAACCUGCAGAAAGCUGUGACCACAGAGACGGUGGCGGGGCUGGAGCCCGGCAAGACCUACCUGCUGGACGUUUACGUGGUGGCGCACAGCGGCCACUCGGUCAAAUACCAGAGCAAACUGGUGAAAACCAGGAAGUACUGCUAAGUGACUGCGCACAGAGGAAAUCUAUUGGAAAAAGAUAUCUAUAAGAAAUAAGUUUAUUUAACUCUGGAAGAAGUCAGGAGACGACUCACGGGACUGUCGCUAGAGAUGUCCGCCUGUAUAUUUAUGUUUACACUUCCUGGCGUCUUCAUCUGCUGCGUUGCUGCAUGACGUCGCAACCAGGAGACCGAGCGUCGCUAGCGUGUAUAGAUCUGUCGCUGCGUAUUCCACACCUGUCCUUUAAAUUAUUUUAUACCGCUUCUCUCUUGAUCCAGUGUUAUCGUGACAUUCCCUUGUGUAACUGAAUUAUUAUCACUGUAUCAAUGUGUGUCUGUGUGUGUGCCUGCGUGUGUGUGCGCGUGUGUGUCGCAUGUACAGUUGUCCUGCCAGUAUUCAUGUACAUAAACACUAAAUAUAGAAGAAGUAAUCCCUCUGUCACCUCGGGUGUCGUGUUCUUUACGCCAAGCACAAUGAAAGUUGACAUAUUAAAAGCUGCUUUUUAAUGAUGUUGGAACAGUAAUACUUUAUGAGCACCAAAGGCAGGGGUGAAUUCACGUUUGCCACGAUAAUAGUAGGCUUGAAUCUCCACUUCCUUGCUAGCCGCUUGACGCCCUGCCGCCUCCAUAAGGCUUCUUUCCUCAGCGGGUAAACAGGGAAUCACACCGAUGUGGGACCUCACCCUCAUGACACGUCAAAAGUCCAUAGGAUAGAAUAUAUUACUUAAAAGAUGAUAAUAGUAGGAGAACAAACAAGUGUCUAUGUUACAUAUAUCGGUAUCGGUUGAUAUCGGAAGCGGAAAUUAAGAGUUGGAUAUCGGAUAUCGGACCAGUAUCGGACAUCCCUAGUUAUAAUGUUAGAAGACGUUCCAAAUAUUACGGGAAUAAUGUCGGAAUUACAAGAAGAAAAUGUGAAAGUUGGGAUUUGAGUUGAAGUAGCUGGGAAGAGAAACUAGUCAUUUUAUGACAAUAAAGUCAAAAUAUUAGAAGUCGUAUUCUGACGAGGAAAAAACGCUACAAUUUUACAACAAUAAACUUGUAAUAUGGAAAAAAAUGUCAUUUUGGCAGCGAGUGAAAAAACACGUUAUUGUUUGAACGUCGUAAUAUUAUGAGAAACACAAAAUAAAGUUGGAGUUUUUGGAACAUUAGGUUCCGGGAAAAAGUUCAAAUGAUACAAAAAUAAAGUCAAAGUUAAAAUAUUUAGACAAUAAAAAAAAAACAACUGAAAAAUGGAAAAAAAACAGCUGAAAUUUUACGAAAAUAAAAAUGGAUAGAUAGAAAUCUCCAAGAGAAAUUCACGUUUCGAGCAGCUCCCAAAAAAUGUCAAGAUAAACUUAAUCACGUAAUCACAAAACAAAACAAUCAAGGAAAGAAAAUUAAGAAAAUAGAAUAAGAAUAAAUACAUAAAUAAAAAACAAUACGGAACGGUUCACUCCCAAUUUGUAGUGCAAUAAUACCUCAUAAUAAAACAUAUUUAGAAAUAAAUCUAAUAAACUCUAAAUAUUCAGAAAAGUAGUUGUAUUCUCACAAUAAAAAAGUCCUAAUUUUACAAGAAUAAACUCGUAAUAUGAGGAACAAUAACGUCAACGUUGGACAACUUUUUUUUUUUUUAGAAAUCGUAAUAUUAUGAAAAGCAAAGAAUAAAGUUGUCAUUUUUGGAAAAUGCGAAAAAAGUUAUGUUAAAGAAAUAAAAUAAAAAUAUGGGAAUAAAGCCAAAAUUUCAAGAAGAAAACUGAAAAAAAUUUAAAUUUUUGAGAAUAAACUUGUAAUACUAUGAAAAAAAUGUCAUUUUGAUAGCAUACAGUUGAAAUAGAAAUAAGACAAAAAAGUGAAAAAUUAAAGUUAUUUAAAAAAAAACAAAAAAAACAAAACAAAGUUGCAAUUUAUGGAAAAUUAUGUUGGGGAACAUUUACAAAAUUUAAGUAGGAAGUUGAAAUACUAAAAAUUAUUUUUCAAAUUAAAAAGCAACAGCAAAAAAGAGUGAAGUUGGUACGAAUAACGGCAUAAACAUGUAAAAGGUGUAGGACUCCCAACUGUAGAUUAUUUUUUUUUAUAAAAUAAUGGUCCAUAUUUCCGAAAUUAAUAUCCAUUUACAUAAAAUUCAAUGUAGUUAUUUACGAAUGAUUAUUUUUAAUUUUUUUUUUUUACUUUUUAUUAUUGUGCCUGAAAGUUUCCCGCGGCCCGGUGUGGUGGUCGGGGACCCCCGCCUUACAGCAUGCUUGGGGAUAUGACGUGCUCUUUUAUGCAUCUGAAAAUACUGUUAGAAUGCCCAUUUUUGUACAACUGGCGUCAGUACACAUUUUACAGACGAACGUGGACAUCAACAAAUGUAACCGUUGAAUAUAUCGCGUCGUAACCCGUGUAUGCAGAUACGUAUUGAAUCGUCGGUCACAAAGAGAUUUACAUCCCUCGUACAGUACUUGGGUAUUGCUCACAUACGAUGUACUACAGUGUGUAGUGUGGUUGUGUAGCACACAUUUAAAGGUAGGAGCAGAGAAGUAUGUAAUAAAAAAAACACUCAAUCCGGGGCAACAGCACUAAAUGUCAGUGUGCAGGAAAAGGGUUUGCCAUUAUGUACUGUGAUAUUUCACAUCGCUCUUGUGUACAUGUCAUGACUGACCCACAGCCACCAAAUUGGAGAGGACUGGUCCACCUGCAGUUCCUGCACAACCGUCACAAAGAGAAAAGCCAGACCCUGCAAUUAGGAGCCGUCUCAGGUGGAUGCCAAAGAAAAAGCCCAACUCCCUUUCAUUCAUUCACCAGCACGGCUCGCUGCUGCCAAUCAGAGGAGACGUAGCGAGGCCCCGCCUGGCUUCCAUUAAGCUCCUGUUGGCCUGGAAUCCUGUGGAGGAGGUCCCACUCACGGCUAGAUCCCAGCAGCAUGACGCUAGCAAAUCAAUUUAUGAGAAUAACGACAAAAUAUAAGAGAAAAAAGUUGUAACUUACUGAGAAAAAGUCAAGAGAAAUGUUGUUGAAAUGUAAUAUUACAAGGAAAACUCCACUUCCCCUCCACACUUCCCCUCGGGACUAAAGUGGUCCAAAAAAUGGAAGGAUGGAUGGAUAUUAUGAGGAAAAACAAUGUCAUUUUUAUUACAGGCAAAAGACAUUUAUUAUGACAAACAAACAAAACAACAAACAAAAUUGUCAUUUUUGGAAAAUUUGAUUACGGACAAAAGUUAUAAUAUUACAAGAAUAAAGUGAAAAUAUUAUGGGAAAAAAAGUCAUAAUUACGAGAUGAAAAUGUACGAGAAGUUGAAAUAACUGGGAAAAAAACAAAAAAAACCCAGCUGUAAUUUCAUGAGAAUAAAGUCAAAAUGCUAUGGGAAUAAAGAAGGGAUGUCCGAUAAUAUCGGCCCACCAAUAUUAUCGACUUGAUAUUGGCGUGAAAAUGUAAUAUCAGCAUUGGUUUUUCCCUAUAAAGAAAACCGAUGUAAAAAACUGUUGCAUAUUGGCCUGUGGGCUCCCGUACUGGCUGUCGUCGAGCCAUCCAGCGCGGCCACGGUAUCGAUUGAUAUUGGAAUCGGAAAUUGAGUGUUGGAAAAUAUCAGACACCCCUAAAAUAAAGUCAUAAUUACUAGAUGAAAAUUUACAAGAUGGAAGUUGAAAUAAUUGGAAUUUUUUUUAAGAAAUGAAAAAACAGCUGUACUUUCAUGAGAAUAAAGUCAAAAUAUUAUAGCAAUAAAGUGAAAAUUACAAGAAAAAAUUUGAGAAAAAGAAAGCUGAAAUAGCUGAAAAUAAAAAAAAACAGCUGUAAUUUAACGAGAAUAAAGUGAAAAUAUUAAGUGUUAUUCUAAUGAGAAAAGUCACAAUUUUAGGAGAAUAAAUAUUAUGUAAAGAAAUUCAAGAACAAAUGAGAAAGAAUUUAAUUGAGAUCUAUCAGUGUGGAAAAGGUUAUAAAGCCAUUUUAACGCUUCAGGACUCCAGCCAACCACAGUGAGAGCCAUUAUCAACAAAUGGCCAAAACAUGGAACAGUGGUGAACCUUCCCAGGAGUGGCGGACCAACCAAAAUGACCCCAAGAGCUCAGCGACAACUCAUCCAAGAGGUCACAAAAGACCCCACAACAACAUCCAAAGAACUGCAGGCCUCACUUGCCUCAGUUAAGGUCAGUGUUCAUGACUCCACCAUAAGAAAGACACUGGGCACAAACGACCUGCAUGGCAGAGUUCCAAGACCAAAACCACUGCAAAAACAACAAAAACAACAUUAUGGCUCAUCUCAAUUUUGCCAAAAAAAAUCAUCUUGAUGAUCUCCAAGACCUUUGGGAAAAUACUCUGUGGUCUGACGAGACAAGAGUUGAACUUUUUGGAAGGUGUGUGUCCCAUUACAUCUGGUAAAACAUAUGGUGGUGGUAGUGUGAUGGUCUGGGGCUGUUUUAGCUGCUUGAGGACCUGGAAGACUUGCUGUGAUGAAUGGAAGCAUGAAUUGUGCUGAAGGAGAAUGUUGGUGACCUCAAGCUGAAAGCAACUUGGGUUCUGCAGCAGGACAAUGAUCCAAAACACACCAGCAAGUCCACCUCUGAAUGGAUGAAGACUUUGGAGUGCUGUGGCAUGACCUUAAAAAGGUGCUUCAUGCUGGAAAAGCCUCCAAUGUGGCUGAAUGACAACAAUUCUGCAAAGAUGAGUGGGCCAAAAUUCCUCCCCAGCGCUGUAAGAGACUCAUUGCAAGUUAUCACAAACGCUUGAUUGCAGUUGUUGCUGCUAAGGGGGGCCAACCACUUAUUAGCUUUAGGGGGCAAUCACCUUUUCACACAGGGCCAUGUAGCUUUGGAUUUUUUUCUCCCUUAAUAAUAAAAACUUUAAUUUAAAAACUGCAUUUUGUGUCCAUUUGUGUUGUCAUUGACUAAUAUUUACAUUUGUUUGAUGAUCUGAAACAUGUGUGAUAAACAUGCAAAAAAAUAAGAAAUCAGGAAGGGGGCAAACACUUUUUCCCACCACGUGUUUAUGCUUUCAGACUAGUUUUAUGCGUGUCAAACUAUCAUUGUUAUACUAUGCUGUAAAAAUGUGUUUUAGGUUUCUGGAAGGGAUGAAUUGGAUUGAUAUGAUUGACAUGAUCCGCUGGUCCCAUAAAAAAAAAAACAAUGGAUUUGGACCUUCUGGAACAGAUUACUGGCGAUAACCAAGGUUCCACUGUAUAUAUUAUAUGCGUUGUCGAGCUAAAGAAGAUAUGGCUUUCAAAUGACAGAGUGCUCACUCUUUAUCAUAAAUCUCCUUAGGUAUCCCGUCCAAAAAAAACAUUCAUGUCCCACAAAUGGACAAAGCAGAUGACUGAAGACAAAUUUGUCUUUAAUUAAAGACCAUCAGGCUUACUGGAGUACGGGACAGCGUCCAGAUGUUUGCCGCUGUCCACAAACUACACACACAACUACACACAUCCCGCUAAGCCAAUCCAAUGAGCCCUGAGGAAAAAAGACCAUUGCAGACAGAGGGAGGCAUAUAUAUGUAUAUACCUGUAUAUAUAUCUAUAUAUGCACUGUAUAUGUGUGUGUGUGUGUGUGUGCGUGUGUAAAUCUUACUAACAUACCGUUAGCCACGUGGAGGGCUAGCUUUCUCUUUAUUAUGACUACUGUCCAAUGUGUGGCAGUUUAUUACAACGGUAACGCAACUUCAUAAAGGGUUUAUUUCAUCUGCAAAAACACAGCGUUGCGAGUUACGAAAAUGGAAAAUAAAAACAUUUCAGCUCACUAAUCAGUAGCUGCCCAUUUCUAGCAGACACUACUGGGUAAUGGAACAAGGAAGUGUGUGUCUCGCUCACUUAGUUGGGAGUAAUGUGUUCCACUACAGAAGGUGUCUUCAUUUCACUUUGAACACUGCAGGAAGUCAAUGUCUUAUAAAGAAUAUUUGUCUUAUUUCUAGUCAGCCUGGGUACUUUUAGGAUUUAUAAUUGCACAGCCAUCACCAUAAUGUAAUACAUCAUUUAGUCUUAGUAACUUCUUAGUAAAAUAACUACGAUUUCCCUUCUUCUCCAAUAAAUAGUUACAGUGUGGGAUGGAUAAAUUCAUCUACAAAAGCACCACCAUAAGUCCAUCAGACCCAAGAAAAUGCACUUCGUUCCUUUACACAAUGUCAGUCUAAGAAAUAAAACGAUUGAUUUCUAGAAAAAUUAAACCAAUUGGUCUUUCAUUAUUUCGUGAAAUGUUUUAUUAUCUCUUGUGUGGUUCUAAUUGCGCUUUAACCCAGCAAAAAUGUGCAUAAAUAAUAAAAGAAACCCUGCCCAAAUGAGUGAAAUUACAUCAUUUCUGGUGGCAUACCUGAUGAUCUCUCAUGGCACACUAAUGUGCCACAGCACAGUGGUUGGGGUCAAUGUCCCCUCUGAUUGUUCAAGUAUCUGAGCAUACACAAAAACGACCCCCGUGAGCGGCAUCAGACGUGCACACUGUAGUAUAGCAAAACCUGAGUAAGUUCAAAAUUCUGUUCUAUUUUGUCUAUGAGUGUUUUCAAACAGACAAGCAGGAUUCAACAAUGUAGCUUUCUUCAUUCUACACCUCAGACAAAACAAGCCAUGGUCUCAUACACUCAACCAUCUGAAUCUUGUAGAAAACCCGAGUUUAUUAUUUUAUUUUCAAUUUAUUAUCUUGUUUACCAUUUAAAUUGUUAAAUAGGUAUACUUUAAUGUCCUUAUUUGACUUUAACUUUCUGUUUUAAAGCAGCCCGUUGUGGCACUAUUUCAUCCUGGAAAUGUACUUGAAAUUGAUGCCAUGUUUGUUUAUAUGUUUACUUUUGUCUAUAUAUAUAAAAUAAAAUGAACUCACAACCGACCUUUCGGUCCUUUCAGCAACACAAACUCAGCAUAACACUUCCUGUAUGCAGUACUGUACGUCCGGCCAUCAAAAUAAAAGCACGGCAGUAAAACCACUGAUCUGUACUAAU
Dunckerocampus dactyliophorus (ringed pipefish) is the source of this 9041-nucleotide messenger RNA. It is a transcript of the gene ndnf, whose product is annotated as neuron-derived neurotrophic factor. Gene Ontology annotation, molecular function: protein binding. Gene Ontology annotation, biological process: extracellular matrix organization. The record is from RefSeq and is a predicted model, not a curated record. Bases 459 to 2180 code for a protein of 573 amino acids. The transcript is spliced from 5 exons. Lineage: Eukaryota; Metazoa; Chordata; Actinopteri; Syngnathiformes; Syngnathidae.